GUUUCCUCUGGCACAGGGUGAGGCAGGACACUCCUCAAGAGCAGACCUUCCCUGGAAAGGCUUGUCAGCAAUGUGUGGGCUAGUGACUAGUGGGGAGGGGAAGGCACUAAGACCCUGUGGCCUCUGAACAAAUGAGAGGGGGCAGAGGAGGAGGCACAGGAAAAACUGUGCAAGUUACCGAUGACUUUUUGCCUCCUUGAUUUUUCUGGUAAGGGAGAUGAGAGAGGGGCUGGGGGCUGAGAUCAGAGGCAUCUCGGCUAAUCCCCACCGCUCACAUGCAAGCAUCCCCUCUGCCUAAUAUCACUGCUCAGAUUAGCCCCAUAGGGAAGCUAUUAGGGCAAAGGGGAAAUGUUCCUUUGCAGAAUUUGGAAGAGGAUCAGAUAAACAACUCCUGAGAUACUUGGACAGGACAGCAACUCCACAGCACAGGGGUCAGUGCAGAGACAGGGCAGGAUCUGAGCCACCCAUCAGCUCUACCCAUCAGCUCUACCCAUCAGUUCUACCCUUCAGCUCUGCCCAUCAGCUCUGCCCAUCAGCUCUACCCACUGACCUGCCACUGCCAAUAUCCGGGCAUGCAGCUUUGAGCACAAACAUGGAGCGAAUCAAAGUUCUGGAUCAACUGCUACCAGAGCUAAAUGUUCUUCUGAAGCUUCUGGAUCAUGAGUUCCUGAGCGCUACAACUCGAGAAAAGCAAAGUGCAGUGUGCAGUAUCCUGCGCCAGCUUCAGCCGGCACCUGGAGAUGAGUUGGACUUCCAGUAUAUGAACACUGCUGCUUAUCACAAUGGCACCAGCUUUGUGGAGUCUCUGUUUGAGGAGUUUGAUUGUGACUUGCAUGACUUACAGGACAUGCAGGGUGAAUACAGGGACAGCAGUGAGAACUUGUCCUGCCAGGUUCCUCCACCUCCUUCUGCACCACCACCACCUCUACCUACCACUCCACCACCAGAAGAUUAUUAUGAGGAGGCAGUACCCCUUGGGCCUGGAAAAAUCACAGAAUACAUCACUUCCCGAAAUAGUUCCAGUCCUCCAAACUCCAUAGAAGAUGGAUAUUAUGAGGAAGCAGAUAGCAAUUAUCCUAUGACUCAGAUUAAUGGGGAACAGAAAAAUUCCUAUAACGAGUCUGACGGUCUGAGCAGUUCAUAUGAGUCAUACGAUGAGGAAGACGAAGAGGGGAAGGCUCAGCGCCUCAUGAUCCAAUGGCCUUCACAGGAAGCUUCUCUCCACCUUGUUCGAGAUAGCAGGAUCUGUGCUUUCCUCCUUCGCAAGAAGCGCUUUGGCCAGUGGGCAAAACAGCUGACACUUAUUAAAGAUAACAAGCUGCUGUGUUACAAGAGCUCCAAGGACCGUCAACCUCACCUGGAGAUCCCUUUGGCCCUGUGUAACGUGGCCUAUGUGCCCAAGGAUGGGAGGCGCAAGAAGCACGAGCUGCGUUUCUCACUUCCCAAUGGGGAAAUGUUGGUUUUGGCUGUGCAGAGUCGGGAGCAGGCAGAGGAAUGGUUGAAGAUAAUAAAAGGUGUUAUCAGGCCAAGCACAGGAAGUUCUCCAGCCUCCCCAGCCCUCAGACACAAACUAGAUCUGGACAAGAGACUGUCCCAUGAUAAGACAUCAGACUCAGACAGUGCAGCAAAUGGAGAGAACAGCUCUCUCAGCAGUGGAAAGGAGAACCGUGACGCAGGGAAAUGUCGGAAGGGGGGUUUGGCAGAACUGAAAGGGUCCAUGAGUCGAGCUGCGGGUAAGAAGAUCACUAGGAUUAUCAGCUUCUCCAAAAAGAAGCAAUCAGUGGAAGAACAUCACACUUCAUCUGCUGAAGAGGAGGUUCCCUGCUGUGGCUAUCUCAAUGUGCUAGUGAACCAGUGCUGGAAGCAACGCUGGUGUCGCUUAAAGGGCCACACGCUUUAUUUUCACAAGGACCGCAAUGACCUGCGCACACACAUUAAUUCCAUUGCGCUACGUGGCUGUGAGGUUUCACCAGGGCUUGGUCCUCAGCAUCCCUUUGCUUUUCGUGUCCUACGACAGGGUCGGGAGGUUACUGCUCUAGAGGCGAGCUGUUCGGAAGAAAUGGGGCGUUGGCUGGGGCUCCUUUUGGCUCAGACCGGCUCUAAAACCAAGCCAGAGGCCUUGCACUAUGAUUAUGUGGAUGUGGAAACGAUAGCCAACAUUGUCACUGCUGUGCGUCACUCCUUCCUGUGGGCAACAUCAUCACACAGCAACAGCAGUGACUCAAUAUUGUAUGACGACGUUUCAUAUGAGAAGGUGGAAGACCCCAAGCGGGCCCCUGGAGUUGCACAGGUUAAACGCCACGCCUCCUCCUGCAGUGAGAAAUCCCGACGGGUAGAGUCUGAGGUUAAAGUGAAACGCCAUGCAUCCAAUGCUAACCAGUACAAAUAUGGCAAAACAAGGGCUGAGGAAGAUGCCCGGAAAUUCAUUGUUGAAAAAGAGAAGCUUGAAAAGGAAAAGGAAGCCAUUCGGAACAAGCUGUUUACCUUGAAAAGAGAAAGGAGGGAACUGAAGGAGAUGCUGAAGAACUGCUCAGGAAAGCAGCAGCAGGAGAUGGAGGCAAGGCUGACUAUGCUGGAGGAACAGUGCAAGAACAACGAGAAAGCUCGUGUAGACUUGGAGAUACAACUCACAGAGGUGAAGGAAAACCUAAAGAAAUCCCUGGCUGGAGGGCCCACGCUUGGCUUGGCAGUAACUGGCAAGUCUGAAAAUCAACCUCAAAAAAGCCAGCAGACAAGCAGCCCACCGGAACGCCUUGUACCUGUUAACAGUGCGGCUGAGAUGAGACGCAGAGCUCCAUCCACUGAGGCAUCCAACAAAGGCAAAGUGCUACAAAAGGCCAAGGAGUGGGAGAAGAAGAAACCCUAAAGAAAUGUUCCCUCAUUCUUCUGGUGAUAAGAAAAGGCACAAAUAAUGUAAUAUCAGACAUGGAGGACAAUGUAGCGAUGGAGCCCGGCCUCUGACUUCUUUUCAUCACUGUCUAUACAGAGGAAGCCUCAGACUUUAGGACAACAAAAAAUAAUGUGGAACACUGGAAGCCAAAUGAACUAUAUAGGAACUCCCAAACCGUUCUGUAUGAUACAGUAAAUUUCAUGUGCAAGUUAAUAUCCUAAGGAAAUGGGGACACUUUGUUAUGAAUGACACUGUGAGGAGUUGAGUCACUGGAAAUCGUACAGGCUGCACCGUUUUUGGCUCAGGUUGGAACUAAACUUUGAAUACAGUAAUAACUGAUCAGGUUAUCGACAGGGAAGUGCAAUUGGGAUGCAUUUGUCUAGAUGAUGGAGAAUAUGUUGGUGCCAAACAUAUUUGAUUAUUAGUGGCCCUGGGGGUAUGGAUCCUAGAAGGAAUCUGACACAGAAUGGGAUGGAAAUAGUCAUAGUGAAGGGUCAAAGAAAAAUAAUGUGAAUUAUUGCAAAGUGUGAGAGAUUAUAUUUUAGGGCCUAUUGAAUGUGAUCUUACCUCUGCACUGCCACUACAUUCCAGAGCAGCUUCUAAGAACAGAAUAUAACCUAUUCAUACUUGCGGUUUAUAAGUUUAUUCCACAAGUUCUAAGUCUAAGUCAGUUUAAAAUUCAGGAAGUAAAUUAAACCUUGUGUACAAAUAGAGUCUAUUUUGUGGGAUCACUGUACAUGUAUAUAAUGUGUACAUUGUAGUGGCGGUCUUUGUGAGGAAAGCCAACUGUCACACAACUGUAAGAUUUGGCUAAGCAAAAAGGAUUCGGCCGAUAAGGAAUCUUGCCUGGGAUUUAGGUCAAAAUGAAUGUUGUAUUCAGUGCAUCUCUGCUAACAAGAUUAUGAAUCCAUAGGUUUGUAUCAUAGAAAGAAAGCAGCAGUAAGUGUGUGUGCGCGACGGGAAAUGGUAGAAUAAAAAUGGUGCUCCUAUUUAAGUCACUCUAGUUGGCUCACUCAGGACUAUUAAAGGAAGUCUAGGGCAGACCAUGACCAUAAAGCCUGUGAUCCCCUUAUAAAGGAUCCUGAUAACCCAUUAACCUCCAUAUAGAAAGACUCCAGGAAACCGUGUGUGGAAAUUCAUUUCGGGCCAUGUCGACUUUACACUUCUAAUUGUGCAUUUUAUGUACAGAGAGUUCUAAGCACUUUAAGGAUCGCCAAUAUUUUUUUUUCCAAUAAAAUAAAGAUGUACAGAG
Xenopus laevis (African clawed frog) is the source of this 4142-nucleotide messenger RNA. It is a transcript of the gene afap1l1.S, whose product is annotated as actin filament associated protein 1 like 1 S homeolog. Gene Ontology annotation, molecular function: SH3 domain binding. The transcript is spliced from 18 exons. Lineage: Eukaryota; Metazoa; Chordata; Amphibia; Anura; Pipidae. Gene Ontology annotation, cellular component: cytosol; cytoplasm; podosome. The coding region runs from base 593 to 2866 and encodes 757 amino acids. The record is from RefSeq and is a predicted model, not a curated record.